Messenger RNA from Lepisosteus oculatus (spotted gar), 6836 nucleotides. Lineage: Eukaryota; Metazoa; Chordata; Actinopteri; Semionotiformes; Lepisosteidae. The record is from RefSeq and is a predicted model, not a curated record.
GUCCCUGAAUGCCCCCCGGACCCCUGCUCUCUGCCCCACGGCGCCCCCCAAUGGCUCUCAGCUGACCCCCAGGAUGACUGUGAGUGAGCGGCUACAGAAGCGCAUCUCCGCUGCAUUCUACCGGCAUGGGUUGCUUUGUGCAUCGUACCCAGUACCCAUCAUCCUCUUCACCGCGGUCUCCAUCCUGGCCUGCUGCUACCCCUUGCUCAAGUUGCCUUUGCCUGGAACAGGGCCGGUGGAGUUCACCACAGGGGUGCGAGAUUAUACCACACCACCCUCCGAGCCUCAAGGAGACCCUGGGGACCUGCCUGACUGGUACUGCAGUCCCCCUGUAGCCUACAUCCAGCAGGUCUUGGUGAAAGCUGCAGUGGUUCCCUGGGACAGUCGACUGGUCCCUGUUGAUGCUUUCCGCUCCCCGCUGGCCCAAGUCUUCACUCUGCUGGAGGAGAUUCGCAAUCAUGUGCACAGAGACAGUUCUGGCGUUCGCAGCCUGGAGUCGCUGUGUCUCCAAGUGACAGACUUGUUGCCGGGGUUGCGACGGAUGCAGACGGUUCUUCCAGAGCACGGCUGCUUGCUCGUAUCCCCCGGUAACUACUGGCAGAACCAGCGGGAGCGCUUUGACUCGGAUCCGGACAUUUUGCGAACUGUCCAUCAACAUGAACCCAAGGGCCUACACACAUCAGCCACACUAAGAGAUCUGCUGUUCGGCGUACCAGGAAAGCACACCGGGGUCAGUCUGCACAACAGGAAGCACGUGGUCACCUACACCAUCACUUUGGCCCUGAGGAGCUAUGACGCCAGGUUUCUGGGCAGUCUGCGCUCCCGGCUGAAGCAGCUCCACCCCAGUGUGAACUGCAGCCUGCGGGAGGACCACAUGGUACACGUCCAUUUCAAGGAGGAGAUCGGCAUCGCAGAGCUCAUCCCCCUCGUCACGACGUACAUCAUCCUCUUCGCCUACAUUUACUUCUCCACCAGGAAGAUUGACAUGGUGAAGUCAAAGUGGGGCUUGGCAUUGGCAGCAGUGGUGACGGUGCUCAGCUCUCUGCUUAUGUCAGUGGGGCUGUGUACACUCUUUGGACUCACUCCCACGCUCAAUGGGGGAUCUUGGAUCUGCUUGCAGCGUCUGCUGUAUUCUCUGAAAUCUGCCCUCUCUUGGCAGGUGUACCGCCUGGAGGACUCCUGCUGCCUGUUCACUCUGCAGGGACAUUCUGGGGGCAUCACUUCCAUCUACAUCGACCAGACCAUGGUGCUGGCCAGCGGGGGGCAGGAUGGGGCAAUCUGUCUAUGGGAUGUCCUGACGGGCAGCCGUGUCAGCCACGUUUACGGGCACCGCGGGGAUGUCACUUCUCUGGUCUGCACCACUUCCUGUGUCAUCAGCAGUGGGCUGGAUGACCUGAUCUGCAUCUGGGACAGAAGCACUGGCAUCAAGCUGUAUUCCAUCCAGCAGGAGGUGGGAUGCGGGGCCAGUCUGGGGGUGAUCUCGGAGAGCCUGCUGGUCACAGGGGGACAAGGGUGCGUGUCGUUCUGGGACCUGAAUUUCGGGGAUCUACUACAGACGGUGUACCUGGGCCAGAGCAGCGAGGGGCAGGGCGUGAGACAGCUGCUGGUCUUGGACAAUGCCGCCAUCGUGUGUGACUUUGGCAGUGAGCUCAGCCUGGUGUACGUCCCCUCUGUGCUAGAGAAGCUGGACUGAACCUGGGAAAGGACCCCAGACCCGCCAGGCCCCACUCACUAGCCUGCCCUGCUUAGCAGUACUGGGAUGUCAACAUAUUUUUCAGCAGAUACAGACAAGACCAAAAUCUUUCUACAUUUUAUGGGUAUACCGGUAGGAAUGCAGAAUGCAGGCUAGAACAAACCUCUCGGCGGGGCCAGGCUAUGGGGACCAGGUCGUGGGAACUCCCAAAGUGAAAUAAGCUGAAUUGGGGAGGAUCUGCGAGGAGGAUUGUAGAGGAAUUGUCAGUGAACACAGAGAAGGAAGCACCAAGCAUCUGUAUUUACUCAAAAGCAGGAAUUAAGGUCAGUUUUGUGACAGGACGGUGUCUCCUCUCCCACAGUUGUGUUCCUGAACGUCAUUUAUAGAGAGUGUCGUCCAUUUGGCACACUGCUGUCCACAGUCUCCCUCCCCACAGCCCUGUAUGUGGCGACAACAUCGGCAUCUUCAUCUUUCUUCUUUUACUCUCCCCCUCUUUCUUCCCUCAUCCUCGGUUUUUGUCUCACUGUUAGGAAUCGCUUACACGACUGUCAAGGUUCCAUUAAAUGCUGCACAUGUAAUCUCAUUUCCCAGUUGUCAGUCGUAGUGGUAGGAUCACACUUCCUGACUCCUUCAAGGAUGAAUGCACAGGAGUGUCUCUCUCUCUCUCACAUCUCGGUCAGGACCAGGCCUUGUGGAGUGAUCACCUAGAACGUGCCAGCCUCCUUCAAGGUGCUAGUAUUUCCAUUUGCUCUCAAAACAGCUGGUGGCUAUGACCUGUGCACUGGUUAAAGAUUUUUCAGGUACAGCUUUGUUGAAGAGCAGUCUUUCUUACCAUUAGAUAAAUGGGCUGUUCUGCUGAAGCUAUUCACAGGGUAUAUGAGAGUGAGCUGUGUCUGUGUGGCUUGUCUGAUUAUGAAUGUGUGUGUGUCUGAGGAGCUUUUAGGAUCCCAGCUACUGUCGGUAUCUGGAUCUGUCCCUCUAUUUCUGGUUCUUACUUUAUGUGAUGUUUUUAUGCUUGUGGUCCCUGGUCCCAGGGUGUCCUGAGUGAAGGAAAUGGAAGAAGUGAAGUAGUAAAUAUCAAACAUUUUACUAAGUACAAUAUUGACACUAAAAGACUUGUUAGCCGCACUGUCAAAUCAUAUUUUUAAUAUGCUAAAAUCUUUUAUUUAUUAGCAAUGAAUUCUGAAUACUAGCUAAUUUACAAUAUUUUUUUAUUGAAUUUCCAUAAGAUAAUUAGAAAGUGUGCCUUGUGGGUGUGUACAAAGUGGACUAACGUUAAGUCUUUCCCCUGGUGGGAUGGAUGUGUUAUUUGCAGGAUGUAAUUUGAAAAAGCCGAUAGCUGUUAUAUCACAACUCAACCAAUAUUGCACACCGAGAGCUCUCUUUAUACACACUGUAGCACAAAAGCCAUUUUAACAGUUAUUUACGUUGUUUUUUCGUGUUCAUGUUUUAGUUUAAUUGUUGCAGGACACUUUUCACUCCUUAUUUCACUUGAGCUACUUUUGUUCUGUGUAGCUGCCUGGGCAGCAAACUGUGUACCACUUGAGUAACAAGAGCAGAGCAGUUGUCACCACAGGAUAUGGAUCUCGUGUCUUUUGUGGAUGUGGCGCCUCUGCUAAUUGGCUGAUAGACUGACCACAUCGGUCAGACUGCUUGGGCACAGAGAUGAAGGCGAGCACAUCUGAGCAGAAGGAAGCACUGACAGGCUGGAAUGUGUGAGAGAACGGUGGCAUUGGCUUAGUUCAUUUUCGGCGGCAUGCAUGUGCUGGCAAAGUUCUUCGAGUGUCGUACACUGGGAAGAAGCUGCUGUUAAAAAAUCAUUUUAAAGAAAUGAUAAGAACGGACAGCAGCUGUCACUGAGCAAGGACUAGGAGAUGUCAGCUUCCAGUUGAGAGCAAAGAGAUGCCUAAAAUGUGUACAGUCAACUGUAAAAACACACAGAUCAGAUCUUAGGGUAUCUCAUGAAGAGUUUUCUUAAGCUGUUACCGACAUGCUUAUUGUGAGGGUGAAAAAUCUCUGCUGGAUGCUCUUUAUUUAUAAGAAUGGGGGCGGUAUUGCGACAGUUUUCUGCUGUGAUUUGCUUUUUUUCUGUUGUCCAGCUCUGGAUUAGAUCUGAAGGUUCUUGCUUGAGGAGAAUGCAGUGUAAUAUUACCCAUGUUCAGCAAUCCAGGGAAACCAGUACACUUUCACUCUCUGGGUCUCUCUCAUUUACUAGAAAAGCCCUCACUCAUUUCCCUUUUCCUGUCACCCCUCAUGGAAUUUUCCCCCUCCCCUGAAUCACUUACCUCCCCUCUCUAUCUCCAGUUCCCCUCAUUCUCUCACUCCAUGAUUUUCCGACUUCCCUCACACCUCUUGAAUCUCGACACUGGGCUGCUGAACUGCAGCAGAGUAACGUCUGCUGUUCCACAGAAAGACGAUUGGAGGAAAACCUCACACACAAGACGGACAUCUGAUCAUUCAACGGUUUUAAUUUAUUUGCUUUUAGAUGUAAAUAUUAAGUGAGUUUUAGAAGUGCUAUAGAAAUGCUGCUUAAACUUUGAAAUGAAAUGAAAUUAUGAUUAUUUUUGUUUAUCUUUGUAUUUUUCCAGCCUACAUUGUUUGUGGGUCACGUGGUGAUUUGGGGGACAUAGUGAUGUUGGUUGCUGGCGUGGUCAUCUGUAAGUGUGCUGUAAAAGAUGCCAUACCACCUGUUGUAUGACCCACCCUAAUCAUAAAGUCAUAACUAUUCUUCAACUGGGACACUGAUCUAGCUGGUAGUCCCAGCUGCGUGGUGGGACAGACUUGCAACUGAGAGGUCCCAUUUUGGCAAGAAGCUUCUGACUAAAAGCUUAAAAUUGGUUAAGGCAGAAGUUUUGGUUUCAAGACGGAUCCAGGAAUUCUGUUUAUUCUGGUUUUAUUUUCAAUUGAGCUCUCAUUUACACCAUGGAAUCCUGAAUCUGCUUAUAUGUCUAAUUAAACCAUUUGUAAUUGAAUUGAUCAAGUAAAGGAGAGAUCAGUUGGAAUGAAAUCUGUGAUAAGAGCUGAAAACCCCUUUGUUUAGGACUUGGAUGGAAAUAUCAUUAGUUACUUUUCUCCACUUACUGUAUGAGAAUGAAGCUACUGUGAAUUUAAACCUUUAUUGGUGGCGAUUUGCAGGCACACACAUUUCCUGCAUUUGAAAUCUCUAAAGUAGCACUGGGUAAUGCAUUCUGAGUCAGCAGCUCACAUUAUAUAACUGACCAGGAAGAGCAGAAAGAGAUGGCAGGAUCAGAGCUGGUCUCUUUGGCACGUUUAGCUAAGGACACACAAGUCGGUCAGUGCAAGCUUUGUUUGGUCAAAGAGAGUUCGCCUUGUUUCAGGAUUAUGUCAGCAGCAAGUGAUGGCUUUUGAGACAUCAAGGCUACAAUUUAGGCCUGUAACAUCUCAUCACAGGUUUCUUAGAAUGCGAAGCCUGUGUGAAGGUUAAGGUAAUAUUUCUGUUAUCUUGUGACCGCAGUGUUAGCACCUCAUAGCCUGAUCUUGUCAGGUCUUAGAAGCUACAGUGUUGUCCAUGGUCAGUAUUGGAAUGGGAGACCACUAAGGAACACCAUAUUGCUACACUGAGUGGUAUUGGUGGACCAGUAGGUGGCGCUCUGGUUCAGAAUUUUCGAACCAAUACCCCAAUACUGUGACCAGGACACUGCUGUGGUAGGUGUCAUCCUUCAGCUGAAACAUUAAGGUCUGUUUAAUUGAACAGAUUGUUGGUAGUGGAUUUAACACCGUUAUCCUGGUCUCAGUUAAUUUUGGGCCUGCUGUUGGUUUGUGUCACCUGGCUGCACUUUGUACUUCUGUGGUGGAUGAAGUGGGUCCCCUUCACUUAUAUGAAGUGUUUUGGAAUCCUUUAAACUUAACAGAUGUUAUCACUUCUAAUUAUUAUAUUUUUGCACUGAUUUAUCCCUUCCAUUGCCCUAUGUACAUGCACAAAUUUCAAUUAGUAUUGGAAUGUUUCAGGUUUGUUGACUGUCAUGAUUAAAUGGAAGUUUGCGACUCAUUUCCAGACACCAGAUUACUUUUGUGUUGGCUUUGUCAGUUUAACUGUGGGUCCACAACUGUGUUGUGUUGCAUCCAGCCUGGGUCUACUUCCAGACCGUGUCCUUUUGGGUGGUUUGUCUCCGUCUAAAUUGUAGGCUGGUUCAAAAUUGCUUUCUCUGGAUAUUUCUUCUACCAGGCUGUUGAACCAGCAUCUGCCUGAUGAUUCCAGCAAAUCUGGACAGUUUUUGCUUUAAGAUGCUGCUGCUAAAGAUCUGAUGUCAUAGCUUGAAAAGGUCAAGAUAACAAACUAGAAAUGUAUAAUUUGUAGGGGCUAGCAAGAGAGAAAGCUGUACAGGUUAUAAAUUGAUACGGAUUGCUGGAACAUGCCCUAGUACUGAUGCAGUUACAGUACUGCAUGACCCUUAUCAAUGAUCAAUGAGAAGAGGAUACUUCAGUGAAGACUCUGGUCCAAAUGUGUAAUUGCACUGAACAGAAAAUGUUUACUGAAGAAAGAUUAAGUGGCUGUGUGUCAGGAUGCCACUCUUGGUGUGCCACAGCGACAGUGGUCCCAGCUCUGAAGCCUAGCUGUACAACCGUGGACCCCUGAGCUGUCUUGUCUCCUGAGAGGCUCCAUCACUGUUAUGCGAUAUAUCGGUUCUGAUUGUAUGAGCGUUUUUUUUUGUAAGACAGACACUAAAACUUCAUACUGUAUAAUUUAAAGAUUGUUAAAGGUAGGGGAAGCCGAUUAAUGUUGGUGUCUCAUUUGUGAAGUGGCAGUGGUCUUGCCUGAUGGACCAGGUUGAAGCCUCUACAUGAUCCGUUGCAGCUCUCAAUUUCUUCCGAGAUUUGUAAAUAUUGCUCUGUACUUUGGAAAAUGUAACUUAUCUAGGGCUUUGCUUUUUUACUGCAAUGUUGCGCUGUGGAAUGUGAAAUGAGAGGGGGGGGUGGGUGAGGGGGGGUGGCUCUCUCUGGGUGUAAAUAUUGAGUGGCUCUGAGGUCUGCUGUCCCAUGCUGUCCUCCCCACAAACCCCCCAUUACUGUACAGUGUAACCAUAGUGUACGUAGAGGAUAAAACUAAUGUUCUGUACUAUUUUUAACUUUAACACAGGCAAAACUUUAUACUAUUUACAAAUAAAUGGCUUUGAUACUUUAA